Penicillium daleae is the source of this 1533-nucleotide messenger RNA. RefSeq names its product SNG1 family protein. The transcript has a single exon. The record is from RefSeq and is a predicted model, not a curated record. Gene Ontology annotation, cellular component: membrane. Lineage: Eukaryota; Fungi; Ascomycota; Eurotiomycetes; Eurotiales; Aspergillaceae. The coding region runs from base 1 to 1533 and encodes 510 amino acids.
AUGGGCUUCUAUGCGAAGGCAAGGCUGCCUCGCCCAAGCAUCCAUGACCCCUCGGUCAGGCCACGCCGACUGGCUGUGUUGAAGGCGGCAACUAUCAACUUGCUUGUGCUUCAAUUCCUCUUCCUAGGGCUAUUCUGCUACAUCUUUGGAUCCUUGUUCCAACAAAACACACACAUUCACAAUAUCAAUAUCCUUUUCGUCGACUACGACGGCGGUUCCAUAGGAGCAGCAGUCGGCGAUGCCUACCAAGAGCUAAAGGGGCCGAGUUUUCCAACCCUGGACGAGCGCCCGCCCCUGGCCUACCCUGAACCCAACUCCAUUGCUUCCGCGGUAUGCAACAUUAAAUUCUGGGGCGCUUUGUAUAUCACCGCCAACUCAUCGAAUGACCUCACUGCAGCUCUCGGGGGUGGAUCCGCUGCCUCAUCAUACAAUGCGAGCGAUGUUCUCACUAUAGUCUGGAACGAAGCACGCUACCCGGCAACUGCCGACGCUGUCGUCUACGACACGUUGGCCACUCUCUCAGAAGCUGCGCGAGUUGCUUACAUGAGAACCAACGCAAAGCAAGCUAUCCAAUCAGUGAACAGCACAGACGAAGCAGCUCUCGCUAUCUACUCCACGCCGUGGACACUGACCUCCGUGAAUCUUCAACCAACCUCCCAAGGAUCACGCCUCAUCUACAACACACUCGUCAUCAUCCUAAUCCUGAUCCAGGAAUUCUUCUACCUGGGUUACGUCAAUGGUCUUUAUCUCCAAUUCAACCUCUACGCCUCCGUGACCCCCCAUAGAAUCGCCAUUGUGCGACAAAUCAUCUCCGGCGUGUACACAUUCGUCGGGUCCUUGUGCACCUCAGGCGCAAUAUGGGCCUUCCGAAGUGGCUGGAACGUCAAUGGAGGGCAGUUCAUGCUCACAUGGAUGGUAUUAUGGCUGUUUGCGCAUCUGAAUUUCCUCGUUCUCGACGUGUUUACUAUCUGGUCGCCCCCGCCUUUCGUGCCGAUGGCAUUGAUUUCGUGGAUCGUGUUGAAUGUCACGUCCAUUCUUCUCCCAUUCGAACUGUCACCGGGAUUUUACAAAUGGGGCUAUGCUUUGCCCGCGCACAGCGUCUUCAAUGUGCUGAUCGAUAUCUGGUCCGGUGGGUGUAAUCCACAGCUUUUCUAUGGACUGCCCGUUCUAUUUGUGUAUGAGAUAUGUGGUCUUGCUCUUAGCACGCUUGGCGUCUAUAGACGCUGUCAUUACGCCAUGAUCAAAUUGGAAAAGGACGCGAAUGAUGUGCAGGGACGAAUUACGGCGUCGAUUGCGGAACAGGAAGAACAAGAAUUGUCGAGGCAGGAGACGGCUCAGGAAUACCCCGAAAGCAGAGUCAGUGAAGGUGAACCUGAAGAGGGGGCUAGGGAGAGACGUGGAACUGUGACUACGAUACCAGAUCAAGGUGAGGUUAUGGAAAUCAUUCGACGAGAGAUGUCACGGCCGAGGGUGGAGACUGCUACUAGUCGGACGAAUAAUGGGCCCUGCUUUGAUCUACCGUUCAGCGAGUAG